GGAACGAUGUCAGGGAAGGGUGCCAAGGGGUAUAUAAUGGGGAGAUCGGCGGGUCUCCAUAAUGAUAAAGACAAGAAGAAGCCCGUCUCUCGAUCAUCUCGUGCUGGCCUCCAGUUUCCAGUUGGUCGUGUCCAUCGGUUGCUGAAGUCUAGAAUUGCGGCAAAUGGACGGGUUGGGGCCACAGCUGCCGUUUACACUGCAGCCAUUCUGGAGUACCUAACUGCAGAAGUGUUGGAGCUGGCUGGCAAUGCAAGCAAGGAUUUGAAGGUGAAGCGUAUAACGCCAAGACAUCUACAACUCGCCAUACGUGGUGACGAAGAACUCGACACCCUCAUCAAGGGAACCAUAGCUGGAGGAGGAGUCAUCCCCCACAUCCACAAAUCUCUCAUCAACAAAUCAACAAAAGAUUGAUUAAACCCACAACAUUCUUUUGCUGCUGCCAAAAUGCCUGUCUUUUCCCAAACAUCUAAAAUCAUUUUGUAUCUAGCGUGU
This is a messenger RNA of Dioscorea cayenensis subsp. rotundata (Guinea yam), 492 nucleotides long. RefSeq names its product probable histone H2A variant 3. Lineage: Eukaryota; Viridiplantae; Streptophyta; Magnoliopsida; Dioscoreales; Dioscoreaceae. Gene Ontology annotation, cellular component: nucleosome. Gene Ontology annotation, molecular function: structural constituent of chromatin; protein heterodimerization activity; DNA binding. The record is from RefSeq and is a predicted model, not a curated record.